Messenger RNA from Helianthus annuus (common sunflower), 1335 nucleotides. RefSeq names its product probable protein phosphatase 2C 59. The transcript is spliced from 3 exons. Bases 19 to 1104 code for a protein of 361 amino acids. The record is from RefSeq and is a predicted model, not a curated record. Gene Ontology annotation, molecular function: protein serine/threonine phosphatase activity; cation binding. Gene Ontology annotation, biological process: protein dephosphorylation. Gene Ontology annotation, cellular component: cytosol; nucleus. NCBI's taxonomy places the organism in Eukaryota, Viridiplantae, Streptophyta, Magnoliopsida, Asterales, Asteraceae.
AAAAGGGCAAAUUGGAUAAUGAAUGGUUGGCCUUUUAUAGGAGAAGAGGAGCAAAUACAAAAGUCAAAAUGUCAACCUUUUGACCUAGCUCCACAAAUAGAUAUUUCUUUCUUGAAUCCAAUCAAUCAUAUUCUCUCCGAUUUUUGGGAUCAGAUCUCAACAUCGAUAGGCGCAACCAUAUUCACGCCGAUUCAUCUUAACCCUGUUGCAGAUUCAUCUCAAAACAGGAAUAUGGGCUAUCUGGAUUCGAUAACGUCUGCGAUCCCGGGUCAAUCUAAUGGUGAUUCCCCGGACAGUGGUGGUGGUGUGAGCGAAGACUCAAAGUUUAGCUAUGGGUUUGCAAGCUCUCCCGGAAAGAGAUCUUCGAUGGAGGAUUUUUAUGAAGCGAGAAUCGAUUGUGUAGAUGGUGAAAUGAUUGGUUUGUUUGGAGUGUUUGAUGGUCAUGGCGGUGCUCGCGCUGCGGAAUAUGUGAAGCAUCAUCUUUUUAAUACUCUGAUUAAGCAUCCGAAGUUUAUAUCGGAUACGAAAGCAGCUAUAUCUGAUGCGUACAGUCAUACGGACACGGAGUUUCUGAAAUCAGAGAACAAUCAGAACCGAGAUGCUGGAUCAACUGCUUCGACAGCUAUUCUAGUUGGCGACCGUUUGUUGGUGGCAAACGUUGGUGACUCACGCGCUGUUAUCUCCAGGGGUGGUAAAGCGUUUGCUGUUUCUCGUGACCAUAAGCCGGAUCAAAGUGAUGAACGACAGAGGAUUGAGGAUGCUGGCGGGUUUGUGAUGUGGGCUGGAACGUGGAGAGUUGGUGGCGUUCUUGCUGUUUCUCGUGCGUUUGGUGAUAAGUUGUUGAAGCAGUAUGUGGUGGCUGACCCAGAGAUUCAAGAGGAGAAAGUUGAUAACUCGCUGGAGUUUUUGAUCCUUGCUAGUGACGGUCUGUGGGAUGUUGUGACGAAUGAUGAAGCAGUUGCGAUGGUGAAACCGAUUGAGAGCCCAGAAGAUGCGUCAAAAAGGCUGGUGCAGGAAGCUUCUGAGAGAGGUAGUGCUGAUAAUAUUACGGUAGUGGUUGUUCGUUUCUUGGAGAAUGAAGCUAGUGGCUCGACUUCCCAUUGAAACGUAAGUGUGCUCAAUAGAGAUUUCGUAUUUGUUUUUAAUAGAUUGGCUGGCUUUACUGACCAACUUUCUACUGUGUUCAGUGGUGUAGGUGUUCCGUGUGCGUUGAAAACAUAAUAAGUGUACAAUUAAUGCAAAUUUCUCUACUCUUUUUGUAUGAGCUUAUGAAAGAAAUACAUUUGUCUCUUUUGGUUGUGGCUUAUAGGCAGGCAACUUUGUAUUUUGUUUUAA